Messenger RNA from Sphaeramia orbicularis (orbiculate cardinalfish), 1723 nucleotides. RefSeq names its product butyrophilin subfamily 3 member A3. The coding region runs from base 160 to 1356 and encodes 398 amino acids. Gene Ontology annotation, molecular function: protein binding. The record is from RefSeq and is a predicted model, not a curated record. Lineage: Eukaryota; Metazoa; Chordata; Actinopteri; Kurtiformes; Apogonidae. The transcript has 10 exons.
AUCAGCCGACUGUGGUAUGUAAACAAGGUCAGUCACUGCAGCAGCGCACAGUCUGAAGACUUUGUGGACCACGAAGCUGUUCCUCUGAAAGAUAAGAAGAGGACCAAACUACAUAAUUGAACAUCUGAGGAGGUAGAGCUGUAACUCAGAUCUGCCAAGAUGAUGCAGUGUUUUCACUUCAUGGUGGAGCCGGCCAAAAACCUAACGGCCAAGAUAAAGGAAUCGCACAAAAAGGCAAAAAACGAGAAGAGGGAGCCGCUGGAUGAGGACCAGCUUUUUGUUGUGGAUCUGGCCAGAGAUCUCAGCCGAGUCUGUCAGAAGUCAGCGGUCCUGGACAACAUCUGGAACCAGGAUGACACUUGGCCGACCCCCCUCUGCAGGGCUGUCAUCCUACAGUGGGCCUCCAUCCUGGAGAAUAAGAAGAGGCCCAUGCAGACUGAUGGCUGGCCAGAGAUGGAUGAGAGCAAACAGCCUGAUGUGUAUAAUGAGGAUGACGUGCAACAUGGAAAGGCAGUGAUCCUGAACUGGAUAAAGGACCUGAGGGCUCAGCCAGAGCAAAGUGUGUGGCCUGGGGAGCCUGUAGCGAAGGCUCUGGAGGACCUGCAGUCGGCCUGGCGUUGGGGCCGAGUGCCCAACCUGGUGUCUGCUUUGGAGCUGGUCAUGUGGACUUUAGUCUUACAGAGCCCAGAUAAGGAUACCUUACCACAGGAGUGGCUCAUGUGGAAGCAGAGGACUCAGAAGAUUGGUUCCAUUCCCUACAUUCCUCAGCCAGUUUGGGAUUGGAUCUCAGAUGCCGCAGUGGAGGUGUCUCUGGAUUUGAACACAGCCAACCCUGACCUCCUCAUUACUGAUGACAAGAGGAUGCGUUGUGGCUUCGAGAGGAAAGACAUACCCAACUAUCACCAGCGCUUUGAUGGAUGGUGGUGUGCCGUCGGGGUUGAGGGCUUCACUUCUGGCCGCUACUACUGGGAGGUUGAGGUCGGUGAGCGAGACUGGCGACUUGGUGUGGCCAAAGAAUCUGCCCUGAGGAAAGGCUUCAAGUCCCUGAACACAAACACAGGCUACCUGACCCUGCGUCUGGAGAGGGGCACUGAGUUGAAAGCUCUGACAGUUCCCUUCACUGCCUUGCCACCUGGCCUCAUCUCCCGUAAAGUGGGCAUCUACCUUGACUACGACCAGGGCCAGCUGUCCUUCUAUGACGCAGAGAAACACUUUCAUAUUUACACCUAUAAUGAGCACUUUACUGAUAAGCUGUUCCCCUUGUUUGGUACAGUGGAGAUCAUCAAGGAUCUGGUGAUUCGCUCCCCAGCUGCUAAGACCGAAUGCCUCUGCCCCACAUCCUGCCUCUGGGGUUGAGUUUUAUUCUGCAUUAAAAAUUUUCUUCAUUAAAAAUGCGUAUUCUAGUAGACAUAAUAAUAGUAUUACAAACCAGGUUAUUAAAAAAAAAAAUCACUGGAAGCAACCAGACAUCCUGCUCUAAAAGACUAUCAUUAUGCUAUGAAAUAACUCCACUGUGUGACCACUCUGUAUGCUGCUGCUCUAAUGUGAUUGUUGUUACCACUGUCUCACUAACGAGUUACUCGGCUCCCCUUUGCUUCAUACAUAAUGUCUUUUCAUAUAUUUGAGUGAAACCUGUAGUAUUAAUACAAUGCAUUGUGCAAUAUGAAUUAUUCAAUAAGAAUGUAUUUUCAGUGAGUAAGAAAUAAACUGAAUCCAUGACUUA